CGCAGUCGGAAUUUAACUUAAUCUGGUGAGAAGGAUAUAUAUAUAUAUAUAUGUAUAGUCAUUUGUUUAUACGAGAUUCCGUCGAUGGUAUUUGUAAACUUGAGGAGGAAGAGAAAUCCAGGUUCAUCAAUAUAAAGCAUGAGUUCAUUGGAUGCCACCAGAGCAGAGCUUGCUCUUGCAGUUCUAUAUCUAAACAAAGCUGAAACAAGGGACAAGAUAUGCAGAGCUAUACAAUACGGCUCGAAAUACCUUAGCAAUGGAGAGCCUGGCACAGCCCAGGAUGUCGACAAAUCAACUAGCUUAGCACGAAAAGUUUUCCGCUUGUUCAAGUUUAUAAAUUGUCUCCAUGCACUCAUUAGCCCGAAUGCUCCUGGAACUCCUCUUCCUUUGGUGCUGUUGGGAAAGUCGAAAAAUGCACUCUUGACUGGUUUUUUCCUCCUGGAUCAUGUUGUGUGGCUCGGUCGGACAGGCAUAUAUAAGAACAAAGAACAAACAGACUUACUCGGAAAGAUAUCUAUCUACUGCUGGUUAGGUGCUUCAACCUGCACCUCCCUCGUCGAGAUUGGUGAGCUUGGAAGGCUUUCGGCAUCAAUGAAGAAGCUAGAGAAGGAACUCAAGGAUAAGGACAAAUACAAGGACCAAGAAUACUGCAGUAAGCUUAAAAAGUCUAAGGAGAGAUCAUUGGCUCUGAUUAAAGCCGCCAUGGACAUAGUUGUAGCAGUCGGAUUCCUUCAAUUAGCGCCGAGGAAAGUCACCCCUCGUGUAAUUGGAGGUUUCGGCUUUGCGAGCUCCAUCAUCUCUUGCUACCAGUUGUUUCCAUCACAAGGAAAGGCGAAAGCGACGUGACCGAAUUCCUUUCGACAGGUAAGCUAUCACCCUUGUCCUUUAAUACUACUAUAAGGUUUGAUGCUUUGAAGCUGUAGGAGCAACUUGUGAUAAACUAGAUGUGAUCGAAUUUCGGCCUCGUUACUAUGAUAUUUAGAUUCUGUAUCGGUAUAUUAUUUGAUGGAACAAACAUCACCUAUAAACAAGUAACUUUAUAGGGAGAGAUCGGGUUGGUAUGGUGACUGGAUUUGUGACUCUUAAGGAUAUAAAUUGAAAAUAUGCUGAUACUUUCUUCA
Andrographis paniculata is the source of this 1121-nucleotide messenger RNA. RefSeq names its product peroxisomal membrane protein 11C-like. The transcript is spliced from 8 exons. The record is from RefSeq and is a predicted model, not a curated record. Bases 139 to 846 code for a protein of 235 amino acids. Gene Ontology annotation, biological process: regulation of peroxisome size; peroxisome fission. Gene Ontology annotation, cellular component: peroxisomal membrane. Lineage: Eukaryota; Viridiplantae; Streptophyta; Magnoliopsida; Lamiales; Acanthaceae.